UGAAAAAAAAACUUAUACAAAGGGAAUUUGUGGUAAACGGCACAACGAUAUCUGGGAAAGCCCUAUGCAUAGAUGGAAGAAUUCGUGAAUUAUCCGGACAUCAAUGAUUAUCUUGGGAAUGUUUGUUGCCGUGUAUUGUUACGAUAUCAACUCCGCUGUUCCAGGAGAUGACACUAAGUACGAUCAAGACAAGUAUGACGAAGAAGACAGAGAACAAGGUGCGGUUACGGCAUCGCAAUACGAAAAUGAUUCCGGAAAGGAACAACGCUCGAAUCUGGGAGAGGAAAAUAUUAGGUGGGAACUUUCUGGAAAUUGCAUGGGAUUCGAAAUUCCUUUCCAAAGAAAGAAAUGCAAAUCUGACAAUAAGUUUGAUUGCUCUUUCCAGACGGAUAGAUUUUUCAAGUGUAAAAAAACUGGACCUGAGAUAUCAUCAAAAAGUGCCAAUGAUAUCAGAUGCAAUGAAAUUGCGAAGAAGCUUAGCGAUAAAGGAUUAUAUGCUUAUGUUAAAGAUGAAUACUCGUGCCAACUGAAAUGCAAAACGGGGAAUGAAAAGCCUCUAUACCCAAAAGGGGAGUUUGUGCUAGAUGGCACGGUGCUAUCUAAUAAAACCCUAUGCAUAGAUAGAAGAGUUCACGAAUCAUCCAGAACAAAACUCGAACACGGGGGAGACAGAAAUCAGAUGGGAACCUUAUGGGAAUUGCACGGGUUUUGAAAUUCCUUUCCUAAGGAUGAAAUGCAAAUCUGUCAAUAUGUUUGAUUGCCAUGACGAGGCGGAUAGAUUCUUCAAAUGUAAUAGAACUGGGUCUGAGAUAUCAUCACAAAGUGCUAAUGAUAACAGAUGCAAUGAAAUUGCCACGAAUCUUAGCGAUAAUAGAUUAUAUGCUU
Gordionus sp. m RMFG-2023 is the source of this 885-nucleotide messenger RNA. RefSeq lists its product as uncharacterized. Bases 104 to 712 code for a protein of 202 amino acids. NCBI's taxonomy places the organism in Eukaryota, Metazoa, Nematomorpha, Gordioida, Chordodea, Parachordodidae. The record is from RefSeq and is a predicted model, not a curated record. The transcript has 11 exons.